CAAGGACUUCUCUACACUCCUUGGUUUUGUGCCCUCUUUGUUUCAACCUGUUCCAUACCCCGGUGUAAGGUUUUCUAGGAUCGGAUUGUUCCGUUUCGUCCCUCCGAAAAGUUCUUGAUUCUUCUUUAAUUUCCCUCGGCUUCUCCUCGUCGCCCAACUUUCCUCUUCCGAAUUUUUUCUCUUCUAGACACAGAUCACAAUGGUCAAGGAAACUAAGUUUUACGAUAUCUUGGGGGUUGCCCCGACGGCUUCUGAGGCCCAACUGAAGUCUGCCUACAAGAAGGGUGCUUUGAAGUACCACCCUGACAAGAACACAAACAACCCCGAGGCCGCUGAGAAGUUCAAGGAAUUGUCUCACGCUUACGAAACCCUCUCCGACCCCCAGAAGCGUAGCCUCUACGACCAGCUCGGUGAGGAGGGUCUUGAGCAUGGCGGUGCUGGCGGUGGUAUGGGCGCCGAGGACCUCUUCGCUCAGUUCUUCGGCGGCGGUGGUGGUUUCGGUGGCAUGUUCGGUGGUGGCAUGCGUGAACAGGGCCCCAAGAAGGCUCGCACCAUCCACCACGUUCACAAGGUCAACCUCGAGGAUAUCUACCGCGGUAAGGUCUCGAAGCUGGCCCUUCAGAAGUCCGUCAUCUGCCCGGGUUGUGAUGGUCGCGGUGGUAAGGAGGGUGCUGUCAAGUCGUGUACCGGCUGCAAUGGCUCCGGUAUGAAGACCAUGAUGCGCCAGAUGGGUCCCAUGAUCCAGCGAUUCCAGACCGUUUGCCCCGAUUGCAAUGGCGAGGGUGAGAUCAUCCGUGAGAAGGACCGCUGCAAGCGCUGUAACGGCAAGAAGACCACCGUGGAGCGCAAGGUUCUCCACGUCCACGUUGACCGUGGUGUGAAGAACGGCCACAAGAUUGAGUUCCGCGGCGAGGGUGACCAGAUGCCCGGUGUUCUGCCCGGCGACGUCGUUUUCGAGAUCGAGCAGAAGCCCCACCCUCGCUUCCAGCGUAAGGACGACGACCUCUUCUACCAGGCCGAGAUCGACCUGCUCACUGCUCUUGGCGGUGGUACCAUCAACAUUGAGCAUCUUGAUGACCGGUGGUUGACCGUGACCGUCGCUCCAGGCGAGGUCAUCACUCCUGGUGCUAUCAAGGUUAUCAAGGGCCAGGGUAUGCCUUCCUACCGCCACCACGACUUCGGUAACCUCUACAUCCAAUUCGAUGUGAAGUUCCCCGAGAAGGAUCAGCUCAAGAACCUUGAGUUGCUCGAGCAGGUCCUGCCUCCUCGCAUGGAGCAGUCCCAGCCCCCGCAGGACGCCAUGAUCGAGGACUUCGAGCUGGAGGACAUCGAUGGCAGCGAGACCUCUCAGGCUCGCGCACACGGUGCCGCCAACUCCAUGGACGAGGAUGACGAUGAUGUUCCUCCUGGCGCUGAGCGUGUGCAGUGCGCAUCGCAGUAAACGGGGAGUUUAGAUGGGGAGUGAUGAUGUUGUGCUGGGGCUUGAUGAAAUUCGCUUAUGAUACCAUGUGAGGGGUUUCGGCCCCGGUACUGCUCGGUUCUGUUAUGUUCGUGCGAUGACUUAUUUCUGCGAUGGCGUUUGCACUAAGAUUCGGG
Molecule: messenger RNA, 1596 nt
Organism: Aspergillus costaricaensis CBS 115574
Lineage: Eukaryota; Fungi; Ascomycota; Eurotiomycetes; Eurotiales; Aspergillaceae
Product: type I HSP40 co-chaperone YDJ1
Exons: 4
Coding region: 200-1441 (413 amino acids)
Biological process (GO): response to heat; protein refolding
Cellular component (GO): cytosol; nucleus; cytoplasm
Molecular function (GO): ATP binding; Hsp70 protein binding
Source: RefSeq, a predicted model, not a curated record